UAGUACACUAACAUAACUGGGAUGGGGGAUUAUAUUUUCUGCGAUGAUAAAUUGUGAAGUAUCAACCGAAAACAAAAUGUUAAUAACAUUUUCAACUCAACCAGAAGCAAACUUUUACAUUUCACCUCUAUUUAUUUCUCUAAAAUAAAAAUUAUUACUUUUCUUCUAUUUAUAAAAAAUAGCAUUUUAUAUAUUUUAUUCUACGUUUAGAUAUUGCUAUUUUAGAAAAAUAAAUUAUAAAAUCUAUUUAUUUUAAAGGUAAAAUUAACAAAAUACAUUGAAUAAUCUUGUCCUGCGUUGUUCAUUACGCUUUGUAAAAUAUUGUGUGUGCUUGUUACUAAGUUUUUUUUUUGUGUCUGGUUCCAAGCUUAAUACACUCACGCACAAAGAGGAGUCGCAUCUUUGAGUGUUAUCUAUUACUAUUAUUUGUUUCCAUGUUUUUUUUCUUUUUUAGCAUGAAACCAAAUUUUUAAGUUUUACAUUUUGUUAAAAACUCUUUGUAAAAUUUGUUGUUUAUUUUUCGAAAUGAUAUUUACAUAUUUAGCAAAAAAAUAAUAAUAAAAAUUACUCAACCUAACUUCUCUUAAUUGUAGGCGACACACUUUUAAGUUCCUUCAUUCUUCUUCGAAAGGUGCAGACAUUCAUUCAUCUACUUUAUUCAUUAGAUACGGUACAAAGUAAAUAGAUUUACUUGCAUGAAAUAAAGUUUGAUGUCAUUAUUUACAGGCUUACAGCUGUUGCCUGUAAGUCUUGUAGUGCAGAAUGAGUAUCCCUAUUAAAAUCAUCAAAGGGCCGGGGUAGAGAACCAUAAAAUCUUGAUCAAUAAAUACAAGUACAUAACUCUAUAAGCAUCAUCGAGCUAUACAAACUUUGUUCGAAUCAUGGAAGAAUAUUAAUGUACUAUUUUGCAGAUGUUUCUUUUAAUGUUUUGUCUUUUUACAAUUAUUUUCAGAAAAGAGAAAAAGAAAAAAAAAAUUCAUAUCGCAUCAUUGAUAAUCAUGCUAGGGAGCAUCUAUAUAUAAAAGGAUAGUAUUUUUAAGAUAUCGCAUCUUAACUCAUAGCCAAGUGAAAAUGUAUAUUUUGGUUAUUUUAUUUUAGUGUGAAAUAUAGAGAAAUUUUUUGUGUACCAUUGGAGAUGGUACUAGAGAAUAUUUGAAUUAACGGAUAGCAUACAAAUAGUGAACAAACCAUUUGCUCGAGAAAAUAAAUCCCUCUCAUGCGAGCAAAACAUCAUUAAUGACUCGCCGCUAAACCUGUGUGAUCACGCUAGUUUAUAUACUCUCUUAUAAUUAAUUCGCCUAAAAAACACAUUUUCUAUUUCCGGGCUACUCAAAUUAUAUUGUACUAUUUUCUCCCACAUAAAAUUAGUGAAAAUAUGUAAAAAGUUACUCUUGUGUAAUGGAUUGUCCCUUCCCUUGACAGAAAACAACCAUAUUCAUUACACUUUCAAGCUACCCUUUUUUUUUUUUUUUUUUGUCAAAGACAAGCUACCCUUUUUUAAUAACUUUUCAUGAGUAAAAUAACAGUAAUAUUGUUGGUGGUAUAAUACAAUUAUUCUUUAUUUUAAAAUUAUUUUUUGGGAUAUUUUGUUUGGAAAAUAUACUUUAAUCGAGAGUGUUAUGUUAUAUAGGAGUUUGAUUCUAUGUCGUCACUCCCGAAACAAAGUCUCUCACUAGUAGCUAUCAAGAACAAAGGGAAAGAGAGUUUGCUUGGGGCUUUGCUCACCAUCAUCCUCUUGCCUUGAAAAACUACUUCCGUGUCUCCCUCUCUGUCUACACACAAUCACACUCUUCUAUUCUUUCUUUCUCUCUAUAUAUAUUAUCCAUACACUCUUAACUCCAUUCACUCGUGUUGGUCUCUACCCAAAGAGAGAACAAGCAAUAUGGAGAAUGGUGAGAAAGCAGUGGAGACGGUUGUUGUUGGGAACUAUGUGGAGAUGGAGAGUGAAGGGAAAGCUUCGGACAUGAAAUCUAAACUUUCCAACAUGUUUUGGCAUGGUGGCUCUGUCUAUGAUGCUUGGUUCAGCUGCGCUUCCAACCAGGUAGCGCAAGUGCUAUUGACGCUUCCAUACUCAUUUUCACAGCUGGGGAUGCUCUCAGGGAUUCUGUUUCAGCUCUUCUAUGGCCUACUCGGUAGCUGGACUGCUUAUCUCAUCAGCAUUCUCUAUGUUGAGUACAGAACCAGAAAAGAGAGAGAGAAAGUUAACUUCAGAAACCAUGUCAUUCAGUGGUUUGAGGUUCUUGAUGGAUUGCUUGGGAAGCACUGGAGGAAUGUUGGGUUAGCAUUCAACUGCACCUUCCUUCUCUUUGGAUCUGUCAUUCAACUCAUAGCAUGUGCCAGCAACAUAUAUUACAUAAAUGAUAAUCUGGACAAGAGGACAUGGACAUACAUAUUUGGAGCAUGUUGUGCAACCACAGUAUUCAUUCCUUCCUUCCACAACUACAGGAUCUGGUCUUUUCUUGGACUGUUGAUGACCACUUACACUGCUUGGUACCUCACCAUUGCAUCCAUCCUCCAUGGUCAGGUAGAAGGAGUGAAGCAUUCGGGACCAAGCAGGCUGGUAUUAUACUUCACAGGGGCCACAAACAUUCUUUACACAUUCGGUGGACAUGCUGUUACUGUAGAAAUAAUGCAUGCCAUGUGGAAGCCGCAGAAGUUCAAGUCGAUAUACCUGUUUGCGACUCUGUACGUUCUGACGCUAACGCUGCCUUCCGCGUCUGCGGUCUAUUGGGCGUUUGGCGAUUUGCUUCUAAACCAUUCAAACGCAUUCGCUCUCCUCCCAAAGAACCUUUACCGUGACUUUGCAGUGGUGCUCAUGCUCAUCCACCAGUUCAUCACCUUCGGGUUUGCAUGCACGCCUCUCUACUUCGUGUGGGAGAAGCUGAUAGGGAUGCAUGAGUGCCGGAGCAUGUGUAAGAGAGCCGCCGCGAGGCUUCCCGUGGUUAUACCCAUCUGGUUUCUCGCAAUCGUGUUCCCUUUCUUUGGUCCCAUCAACUCAACCGUCGGAUCUCUCCUCGUUAGCUUCACCGUCUACAUCAUCCCUGCGCUGGCUCACGUCUUCACGUUCCGGUCAGCAGCCGCACGGGAGAGCGCCGUGGAGCAGCCGCCAAGGUUUCUAGGGAGGUGGACUGGAGCUUUCACAAUAAACGCAUUCAUUGUGGUGUGGGUGUUCGUUGUUGGAUUUGGGUUCGGUGGUUGGGCGAGUAUGAUCAAUUUUGUUCACCAGAUAGACACAUUCGGCCUCUUCACAAAAUGUUACCAGUGCCCACCGCCGGUAAUGGCCUCGCCUCCUCCGGUCAGCCAUCCUCACGUCAACCACACACGUGGCCUAUGAAUCUUAAGCAACUAAUAAAGAGCGUAUUCCACCGAUCACAAAAAAUUUCGUUUGUUUCUUUAGUAGAUCUGUAUACCAAUGCACUAGUGUGUUUUGGUUGCGUUAUGCUUGUCAAUUUUUAUUAUCUUUUGGACGUUGAAGAAGAAGAAAAAGACAAACUCUAGGAACAAACAAGUGUUGUGUAGUCUUGGUAAAGAACAAAUGUCUUUGUCCGUUAGUAUA
Messenger RNA from Brassica rapa (field mustard), 3556 nucleotides. RefSeq names its product auxin transporter-like protein 2. The record is from RefSeq and is a predicted model, not a curated record. Lineage: Eukaryota; Viridiplantae; Streptophyta; Magnoliopsida; Brassicales; Brassicaceae.